GGUGGGCCGCGACGCGGAAGUGCUGAAGCCGGCGGCGCUGCCCGGCCCCGGGCAGGAGGGUCCGCCCGGGUGGGCGCAUGGUGGCGGGGCGGCGCAGGAUGCUGAAGCUGGCCGCGGGGCUGCUGGCGGCGGCUGCUGUGGCGCUGCUGCUGGAUUGGUGCGUGCCUUCGGGGGCGCCAGCGCCCGCGGCGGGUCAGCGCCGGCGGGACUCCCUGCCCGCCCCCGGGGCAGAGGCCGCCAACCUGCUGUGGGUGGUGCAGGUGUCAGAUAUUCAUAUCAGUAGAUUUCGGGAUCCCAAACGAGCUCCUGACUUCGAAAAAUUCUGUUCCGAAACAAUUGAUAUAAUUCAGCCAGCACUUGUUCUAGCAACAGGUGACCUCACAGAUGCGAAGACAAGAGAUAAACUGGGAUCUGAGCAGGUAGAAGUAGAAUGGAAAACUUACCAGUCAAUCCUGAAGAGAUCAAGGGUCAUGGAAAAAACCAAGUGGAUAGACAUCAAGGGGAAUCAUGAUUCAUUCAACAUUCCACACCUGAAUAGCAUUCGGAAUUACUACAGGAAAUACUCUGCCUGGCACAAAGAUGGCUCUUUCCAUUACAUCCACACCACCCCGUUUGGGAACUAUUCAUUCAUCUGUGUGGAUGCCACACUAAGCCCAGGCCCUAAGAGACCCUACAAUUUCUUCGGGAUUUUAAACACGAAUCAAAUGAAAGAACUAUCUUUGAUGGCAACACAAAGUCUGCGCAGCAAUCAUACUGUCUGGUUUGGUCAUUUUCCCACCUCAACAAUCAUCUCCCCAGCCCCAGGAAUACGAGCAUUGAUGAGUUCUGCCACAGCCUAUUUAUGUGGACAUCUCCAUACACUGGGUGGGCUGAUGCCAGUCUUGCAUAGUCAGCACCGUGGUGGCACUCUGGAACUUGAACUGGGAGACUGGAUGGAUAAUAGAAGGUACCGGAUCCUUGCAUUUGAUCAUGACCUCCUGAGCUUUGCAGAUCUUACCUUUGAAGAAUGGCCUGCAGUCCUCAUCACCAAUCCCAAAUCCUUCCUUUACAGCAGUUCUGCUCAUGAACCACUAGACAAAAUUCUUUAUUCCACUCAUAUCAGAAUUCUGGCCUUCUCUCCUUCUGUCAUUACCUCCAUCGAAGUUUAUAUAGAUGGAGUUUACUUGGGGAAUGCACAUCAGGUAUCUGGGCCUCUCUAUGUACUAAAGUGGAGCCCGCAGAACUACAGUGAAGGGUUCCAUCACAUAGAUGUGACUGUCCAGGAUGCUUCAGGUAGAAUUAGUACACGGAGUCAUAUAUUUGCUAUGGAAGAAACCCUCUCUCUUAGGUUUGAUUUUUGGCCAUCUGUUAUUCUUCUCACUGACCACUAUGUUCUAGCUCGUGUGCUCUUUGGACUGAUCGUGCUGAUUCAGAUCACCUUGCUCAUUAUUUUCAGGUAUCUCCAAAAGCCAGCACUCAAAGAAAAGCCAGGAUUACUUACUCUGACCUCGUAUUCCCUCCAUGUCUUCAGUAAAAUAAACACCCUCUAUUACUCAAUUCUGGUUCUGAAUUUAUACACCAUUCUGGGACCAUGGUUUGUAGGUGAACUGAUAGAUGGCCACGUGGGGGCCUGCUUUUCCUUUGGGGUCUUUGUUGGUGGUUCCUUCUUACAGGGCAGUCUGACAUUCGUGGCUGGGAUUUUACAGAUGUUGUUUUUCAACCUGCCAUUGAUGGCCUAUCUGUGCUGGUGCCUGUUGCUGCGAUGCCAGGGUCACAGUUUCUGUUCUCACAUCCGUCAGGCCCGACACAUCAUGGCUGUGCUUGUCCACGUGGCAAUGACACUCCUCCUGGCCUGGCAGGUCUAUUCUUGCUAUUUCCUGCAGCGAACCUAUGGGAUGUUGGCAUUCUUCCUCUCCCCAAUGCGAACAUGGCUGGUGCUGCUGACCUCAGCUCUGAUUUAUAAGACCUGGACACUGAAAACAUCUGAGCUCAGAACUUACAUAGUAGAAAUGAAAAACUGUCAGAGCUCCUGAAGUACAAUUUAAGUACUUUAAGUUCUUUGACUUAGAAACUGCCAAGGCACAGCCUAUAGUUUUGUGAUGCUGGAAUUCCAUACAGCCCAACCAUUAGGUGCUAAGAUAUGAAGCUGCACCUGCACUGCUACAGGGCUGUAUUAAAUAGUAAAUGUAUAACAAUAUGUAAUAUAUACUUCUAUUGUUUUAUACAAUAUGCUGUAUAAUACAUGUUAGGUAAUACAGUUAUACACUAUACAUUAAUUCAGUAUACAGGAAA
Messenger RNA from Pezoporus flaviventris, 2271 nucleotides. RefSeq names its product transmembrane protein 62 (gene TMEM62). Lineage: Eukaryota; Metazoa; Chordata; Aves; Psittaciformes; Psittacidae. The record is from RefSeq and is a predicted model, not a curated record. Gene Ontology annotation, molecular function: hydrolase activity. The coding region runs from base 78 to 2012 and encodes 644 amino acids. The transcript is spliced from 14 exons.